This is a messenger RNA of Annulohypoxylon maeteangense, 1982 nucleotides long. RefSeq lists its product as uncharacterized. The transcript is spliced from 3 exons. NCBI's taxonomy places the organism in Eukaryota, Fungi, Ascomycota, Sordariomycetes, Xylariales, Hypoxylaceae. The coding region runs from base 254 to 1711 and encodes 485 amino acids. The record is from RefSeq and is a predicted model, not a curated record.
AUCAUCUCCUCUCGAGAUGUGACCAAAUUGAUUGUAUCUAGGUAGGUACCCAGGAGGUAAAUACCUACACUUUCUUGGAUCACGAUAUUGGGAAUUUGGAUUGGUUUUAUCCAUGUGUAAUAUGUGGGGAUAGGUAGAUCGCGGGGCUGAAUGAGCUGACUUGUUGUCCGAGCACUUGGUAUGGCGAAAACGAAACCUCGAAAAAAUAAACACCGAGCUUCACCACAACGACAGCUCUAGUCAAUUCUCCCAAAUGGGUCGUAUUAUUCCUAUCACUGACAGGCUAGGCGAUACUCCUAAAGACGAAACGACGUUCCACCUGUUUGAUCAUUUGCCUCCAGAAAUUCGGCGAGAAAUUUAUAUCUUGGCUACACCGCCUCGGGUAGUGUAUGUGAAGGAGGUCGGCAAAGACUCGGAUGCCUGGCAGGACAGAUGUGAUGAAUUUAAAGAGACAUGCCGAACUACACCCGUCCAAUUCAGGCUUCACCCCGAUCUUACUUAUUUCGCGCAUAACUGGGCUCCGCGGCUUGGACCGAGGCUAUGCUCACAUAAUCAGUUACUUUUGGAAGCCUAUGGCUUCACUUCCACAAAGCGCCCAUACCAGGCUUGGGUUCCUACGGAAGAUACUCCGGAAAUUCCCUCAUCAUGGCUUGCAGAUAACCCUAAUACGGCAUGGGCCAUGGCGCGGGAUACCUCUCUCUAUAGCUCGGCGCCAAUCCCGCCUUUCUUGCAUGUCUGUUCCGAAUCUCGCGAAAUGCUUAAGCGUUACGGGUAUGAACUGGCGUUUGGUACCCGCACCGACGAACCACAGACCUGGUUCCAUUUCGAACGAGACACGCUUUAUGUCGACCGCUUCUCAUCCGACGACGACGAAGGUAUACUUGUGGGCGAGGGAUGCAACGUCGGCCUAUUCCGUCCCAUGGAUCUGCAGCGUGUCAAGAGACUAGCUAUUGCUGGCGAGUUCGAGCCUAUACCAAGAUAUAACGGUGAUACGUCAGAGACAUUAAGAUUGAUUCCCAAUUUGAAGGAUUUAUUUUUGAUCAUUUGGAAUCCCGAAAACAUGAAAAGGUACUGGGAUGAUGACAAUAAUAAGACUCCUAAUCCCAAGAGCCACCACGUUUGCGUAUCUGUAGAUGAGCUCGAUUUCAUCCCGUCUCUGUCAGAACGCGAUCGUUAUACGAGUUCCCGCUCCAUGUACCGUCAUGUGAAGGGAUACAAAAGUCGUAGCGGGCCGGUGCCUGAUCUUAGUCGGUCCUCUUUUGACUACGCGGAAAGUCGGUUUCGGGAGCUACUUAUAAACGAUCGCCAGAGGCUGAUGAUAUCCAACCAUCGCGACCAACCGACACAUCCGUGGAACGUGCCGCGUGUGCAUUUUGCGCACGUGUGUUCAUUGGAGGUAGCUGGAAACAUCUUCUUGAAACGUCGGUUGUUCUGGAACCGAUUCAAUACUACGAAGAGUAGACUUGCUCAUGGUAGGAUGUCGAAACGUCAGGCUGUGAAUGAAGAAUCUAGGCAUAUACCCGAAUAUAUGGAUAUUGGCGAAGCAUUCCUAAGAGCUAACGAACCAGACAAAUAUGAACGGUGGGAGUUUUUUCUCGCCCAUUGUUCACGCUACUAUGGUCGGAGAGAUUUCACCGUGCCUGUUUCCGCAGAAGAAUUAUGGUGGCUAACCAAAGCUGUGGUGUUCCCACCUCAGCUUACUAUCUUGUAAUUCUAGAGAUGAUGAAAUACGAAAUUGUUAGUAUUAUGUAGAAGGUACCUAGGACUCAGGUAGGUAAUACGCCACAAACCAUACUAGAUAGGAAAUUAAUAGCCGAAAAUGACGAUCGAUUUCAUACCUACCUCCAUUUUACUCCAAGAGACAACUCAGUGUUAUAGACAUUUACUUCUUUCAUCAUACAUAGUAGGUAGAAUUGGAACUUGGAACUUGACACGCACGUUCGGUUGGAGCAAACGCACCUUACGACCCAGAAAGACAAGAU